Molecule: messenger RNA, 1264 nt
Organism: Owenia fusiformis
Lineage: Eukaryota; Metazoa; Annelida; Polychaeta; Sabellida; Oweniidae
Source: the annotation of a GenBank genome assembly
UGAAACAAGAGCAUAAUUUCGGGACACUGAACGACACGGUCAGAGAGACUGAGUGAAAGAAGGAAAAACGUUAAUCAUGAGGAUCCUAAAGUUUAUCGGCUGCCUGUUAGCGCUGACCAACAUGUCCAUAGCCCAGUUGUCACCGACGGCGGACCAAGUUCUUGAGAUGCGUGCGGCUCUUGAGCAACACAUUGAAGCCCAGACGGGUCAAGGGGGUGGUCACCCACGUAUUGGGGGAUUAGUCCGCCUAGCCUUCCAUGACUGUGUGGGUGGAUGUGAUGGGUGUGUUAAUCUAGCAAACCCUGACAAUGAUGGCUUGAGACCUUACAUCCGGGAUCUCGAAGACGUAUAUGCCAACUUUGAAGGAAUCAUUUCACGUGCUGAUUUCUGGCAGUUAGCCGGACUUGAAGCAUUAGAGCGAGCUGCAGGGACCGAUCGUCCAGAUAUCCCUUUCUUGGUUGGACGAAUUGACUGUUCCACAUCCCCGGAUACUUCUGAUGUAGAGGCGUUCCCAACUAAUGGAGGACACGGUAACCUCGGCAACGUGCUAGAUUUUUUCCAGUCUGGAUUUAACCUAGGUGAACGAGACGCCGUUGCUAUACUUGGGGCCCAUACCCUGGGGAGAGCGCGAACCGGAGCAUCUGGUUUCAAUGGGCCUUGGGUGCGGAACGAAGAUUUAUUUGACAAUGCGUACUACCGAGAUCUCCUGGACGAAAACUUGAUGUGGAUUCAAACUAACAUCAAUCCAACAGGUGAAGACAGGUGGCAGUGGGUACAUGGUCGUGCUGGUGGUCGUCGAGGAAAACGUCAAGCAGGUGGAGGAGGUCCAAUGAUGCUGAACUCCGACAUGUGUCUUGUUAAAGACAUCACAGCUGAUUCUGAUGGAAGGUCCAGUUGUAACUAUUUCUCGUGUGCUGACUCACCAACUUUCUCCAUUGUUGAAGAGUAUGCCAACAACAAUGCCCUCUGGGUCAGCGAAUAUUCCCGGGCUCAUACCAUUAUGACGUCCAACGGAUAUGGAGAAGGUGAUCUUGCAAGUGUCGCAGAGGCAAUUAUGGUGGGGAAUCCAGAAGAACAACCGUUAAAUACAGAUGAAGAAGCAGAAGAAGAGGAAUUGAUUGAAGUCAUUGACGCAAUUAUGACAGGUGGUACAAAUGAGGGAGAACAACCUCCACGAGGUGGAUCAGGAGGAAGAAGAGGUUCAGGUUUAAGAAGGGGCGGCCCCGGAAGAGGUGGUGCAGGAGGGAGAAGACGCCAGAGAUAA